Messenger RNA from Pygocentrus nattereri (red-bellied piranha), 3805 nucleotides. RefSeq names its product sesquipedalian-1-like. NCBI's taxonomy places the organism in Eukaryota, Metazoa, Chordata, Actinopteri, Characiformes, Serrasalmidae. Gene Ontology annotation, biological process: retrograde transport, endosome to Golgi; endosome organization; receptor recycling. Gene Ontology annotation, cellular component: recycling endosome; trans-Golgi network; early endosome. The record is from RefSeq and is a predicted model, not a curated record. Bases 201 to 986 code for a protein of 261 amino acids. The transcript is spliced from 4 exons.
UGUGAAACUGCGACGGCUAUUCGUUGAAGAUGUUUAUCUUUAAAUAUCUGAUGAUGUAUUUACACGUACAGGUGAGGUGAAGCUAGAACCAAAUUCAGAGACUACGGGCAGAAUGAGAGCGUACCAGGAAAGGCUUAAUUCACAGAUGUGAACAACCACAGAUCUCUUAUGCUGUGGGGUUUAGAUGAAGAAGCUCAGGGAUGAAGAUCCAUGGGAAGAUCCUGCAUCACUACCUGUCCUGUAGUGCACCUGUGGUUAAGGAGGGCUUCCUGUACAAAAAGGGUGAAGUGAACACCUCGUAUCAGAAGCGCUGGUGCACCCUCAAAGGGAACCUGCUGUUCUACCGGGACCGCCCGGGGGACAGGGAGAUUUUAGGGGUCAUUGUGUUGGAGGGCUGUUCCGUACAGCUGUGUGAAUCGGAUGAGCAGUUCGCCUUCUCUCUGGUGUUCAGCGAGACUGGCCUGCGCACCUACAAAUUCUCAGCCGAGAACCAGGACAGCCAGGAGGGCUGGGUUAAAGCCCUCCACUCAGCCAACCACAGCUUCCUCUCCAUCCUCCUACAGGACCUGCGCCAGCAGUACCAGGAGACGGCAAAAGCGUUGGGAGUUAAACCGGUGGACUGUUCGUGGCUGGUGAAAGAGAGCAUGCCUCAUUCUCAGAAGCCAUAUAUAACCUCCAUGUUUUACACUGUGCCAGGUGCAAAAGAAUCAAGGGGUCCCGGAAACAGCCAGCACCUUCAAAUUCCACCCACCAGUGCCAAGCACCCCGGCAAACGCUCCCCAAAACUCUGGCCUAAACGGCACGCUCAUGUCACGCCCCUCAACGGCCCAGCACCGCCCCUUGGGGAAUGGUCAGAGCCCACAGAGGAGUUCAGCAAAUUGCAUGAGGACUUUGGCAAGGAGGUGAGGCAACUGGUGGCCGAGUGGCAGAAGAAGAGGCGGGAAACAACGGCCUUGCCAGAGGAAGAUCUGAUUGAUUUGGGUUGAAUUGAUAGAAUAAAAUCUAAUUUACACAAUUUUCCCUUUUUCCAGAUGAUGGUUGAUAAGCCACUGGUUGUGUUUACUUGGAAAGAUUUUCACCAAGCCGAUUCAAUUCAUUUCGAUAAUUAUUAAUUACAGACAAAGGUGUUUAUGCGCACUCUACUCAACAGUCUGAGGAAAAUCUCUGUUUCCGUGCUCACUACAAGUAAACAGAUCCAAAAUUAUGUACAUGUGUAGAGAACCGCUUAGUCAGUAAGAGUGAGAUGAGCAGCAGUGAGCAGUGCUUGUGUUUUUAAUUACUUUACUCAGGAAAAUAAGCUGGACGUCCGUCCCACCGCCGUCUUUUAAAGAUCAGAGCGUAAACUUCAUCUCCUCUGCAGACCAGUUUCUGCUCCGCCAUUUUGAACGGUGUAAACCUUUCACUAUGCCACGACGCACAUGCAGAACGGACUUCAACUUUCCAAUAGGGAAUAUAAUCAGAUACAUGUGUUUACACGGAUAUUAUUCUUCUAUUUAACAGAUUAUUUACAGCAUUACCCACCUCGUUCAGUUGGACAGAAAUUGCAUUCCAAAUGGCCUCAAUCAGACUCGUCUAUUCCGAUUAAGGUGUACACAUGGACGUAUUCUAUUCCAAUUGAGCUAUUAGUUGGGUUGUUAAGAGAUUAUCAGGCUGCAUGUAAACAUGGCUGCUGUGUUUGAUGCCUGAAGUUUGCUUUAAUUUUGCACUGGAGCUACAAGGUUAAUGUAGCUAACAAAUAAUGACCCACCAGUUAGUAUCAUGCAUGUCUACUUAAUCACAAACGUAUCAUAGACUUGAUAUGAUGUGGUUUCUAACACUGUUUGACAUCUUGAAGCCUGAAUUUUGUCCAUGUUUAAGACAACAGCAUUGAAAACCACAUAAACAAGUUCACAUAUUGGGAGUUUGUGUAGUGCUAAUUGGUGGGGUAUAAGCUUCCGUUGUAUAUCAGUGCAAAGCUAAAGAAGCAAAAUUUGGACACCUUGGAUGAAUGUUUUGCCUAUUCAACUACAUUUGGGGGAAAAUUGUGUACAUUUGAUUUCACUUCUAGCAGCAAGAAGGAACAUGACAAAAACUCUUGGAAAUGUUAUAAAAUCUAUUUUUGUAGAGCUUAUGUGGCUUUUCAACUUGAAAAAUGUCCACAGCGCAUCAAAAGAUUGGAGACACAUAGCUUUUAAAAAUGUUGUAAUACAUAAGCAUGCUUUCUUUGGCAAAUUUUAGAUCUUCACUCAGGUGUUUCAACCAAAAGGGUUUCAAUAUGUGCUUUGAGCACAGUUUGGAAAGAAAACUGUCAGAUCAUUAUUUAGGCAAAUCCUGCUCAUCAUACCAAAGAAGGCAUUAUGAUGAACUUGAAGCUGAGGAUUAGCACCAUAGAUAUACAUACCCAGGUGCCACGCUGGGUCCAGCCAGGCACGUCAAUGGCGCCACCGUUUUGUGGAGGUCAACAUUGCAGCUGGACUGCAUUCAGUACCUUUACAGAGCAGAGAUACUGAGACUAAGAAAGAUACUGUCUAAAAUGAUACUAUUUCAAGAAUAUUGCUCUCAGAAAGUGGGAUAGGGUUAUAUAACGGAGGGAACGCAGUGAUCCACGCUCAUGUCUGUGUGAUGUUUAUGUGUAGAUAUGGCCAUAUGGUUGGUGAUGCACAGAGAACAUGUGGAUGUGAUUGUUUUUCCUCUGGUUUUAUAUUAAGCUUAUUUCAUUUAAUAGUCUGUUCAGGGGGUCUUAACUUUAGUAGUUGGAUAUUUACAGUGAUGGUUAAAGCUUUGUAGCUGGGUAAGUUAUAGCAUUCCUUAAUCCGUGUAGAUAUUCUUGUUUGGUUUUUCCCGUUCCACCUUAAAUGGUGCAGCUUCAGACACCACAAAGUGACUGCUGCAUGAUUUAAGGCAGAACAGGAAAACUCAAGAAGCUGGCGAAUAGGAAGCCGACUUCAGCUUGACUGAAGAUGGUAACUAAACAGAUUUGGUGAAAAUCGGUUGAGUAAUAAGGAAGUUGUGUCCGAUUUAAUCCUGAGACUCUUUGUCUCUCAAUACAAGUGAAUCUGUUCACAAGCGGAUCUUGACCUCUCCAACAUGGCGGACGCGCAGACAUAUCGCCUCAGAUGGAGAACAGACAACGUGGCAUCUUGGCAUGUAUAUUUGCGUUUAGCACGUGGCUGUUUUUCUAACUUGAUUGAUUUCCGCUGAUGCUUUUUAAACAUGACUCCGAUCAUUUUUAAAGAAGGCGACGUGUCCGUGAACCUUUCACAGGUGGUGUAGACUGAAUGACUGCUAUCAAUGCUGAAACUGAAGGCUUUUUUUGUGCGGAUGAGUUUUGUAUGCGUGUCAUUGAUUCACUUAAGAAAAAUGAGUAUCUCCAAAGUAGUAUCUUUACAGAAGAGGGCAAAAAUGUUCUUUACUUUCAAUGUAAGUUAAUGGAAAAAAGUUUUUAUUCCAAGAAGUUCUUGAGCAUUUCUGUUGGCCCAAUCAUCAUGACAUUUUCACACAAUGUAAAGCACAGCUGCUGUGCUCAAAUGAUGCAGAAAAGUAAAAAUUGCAAAAAAAUGGAGAUACAUGUUUUUCAUUGGACAGCGAUGAUUUGUAAAGCACCAACAAGCUAAUUGGUGCACAAUUCAUGUUUAAUGCUGGGGAUGUUUUAUUUUAUUGUAUUGUAAUAUUUAAUACCACAGUGUGGAAGAAGGCCAGGUUUCCUGGAUAAUUAUUUAGUUUUAAAAGAGUGAUCAGUGGUGAAUACUACCUACCAUAUUUGCUAGAAGCUGUGACUUAAUGUAUGUAAAUUAUAUUGCCUGAUAAAGUCUAUUAUUUAAUGUAA